AUGACGGAUACAACCCCAACAACAAGUAUAAUAACCACAAGCCAUUCAACAACUACAACCAUUCCAGAAACAACAACAAGCCAUUCAACCACUGUAACAAUUCCAGACACAGUGACAACCCAUUUGACAACAACAACUCCAACAACAAAAUCCACUUCAGAGACCACAACAAGUAUUACAACUACUGCGUUAACUUCUACCAGCAUCCCCGAUUGUUCUUACUGUAAGUCGACUGAAUGGAUUGAUGUAAGCUCUCCAGAACAUGACAUAACCGGAGAUAUUGAAUCAUUUAAAAUCAUCAGGAACCAUAGUAUUCCAAUCUGCAAGAGUCCAAUGACUAUUAGGACAGUUAAUUGUAGAGCAAAAGAUUCCAGUUCUUCAUCAGAAGAAUCACAACAAAGCAAAAAAUGCAACAUGAAAAAAGUUGGUUUGCUUUGCCUUAACCGGCACAAAUCUCAAAAGUGUAAGAACUAUGAAAUUCAAAUUAAAUGCUGCUACAGUGAUCUUUCCAUUACAACUACAUGUUCAAUGACGGAUACAACCCCAACAACAAGUAUAAUAACCACAAGCCAUUCAGCAACUACAACCAUUCCAGAAACUACAACAAGCCAUUCAACCACUGAAACAAUUCCAGAAACAGUAACAACCCAUUUGACAACAACAACUCCAACAACAAAAUCCACUUCAGAGACCACAAGUAUCACAACUACUGCGUUAACUUCUACCAACAUCCCAGAUUGUUCUUACUGUAAGUCGACUGAAUGGAUUGAUGUACACUCUCCAGAACAUGACAUAACCGGAGAUAUUGAAUCAUUUAAAAUCAUCAGGAACCAUAGUAUUCCAAUCUGUAAGAGUCCAAUGACUAUUAGGACAGUUAAUUGUAGAGCAAAAGAUUCCAGUUCUUCAUCAGAAGAAUCACAACAAAGCCAAAAAUGCAACAUGAAAAAAGUUGGUUUGCUUUGCCUUAACGGGCGCAAAUCUCAAAAGUGUAAGAACUAUGAAAUUCAAAUUAAAUGCUGCUACAGUGAUCUUUCCAUUACAACUACAUGUUCAAUGACGGAUACAACCCCAACAACAAGUAUAAUAACCACAAGCCAUUCAACAACUACAACCAUUCCAGAAACUACAACAAGCCAUUCAACCACUAAAACAAUUCCAGACACAGUAACAACCCAUUUGACAACAACAAUUCCAACAACAAAAUCCACUUCAGAGACCACAACAAGUAUUACAACUACUGCGUUAACGUCUACCAGCAUCCCAGAUUGUUCUUACUGUAAGUCGACUGAAUGGAUUGAUGUAAACUCUCCAGAACAUGACAUUACCGGAGAUAUUGAAUCAUUUGAAAACAUCAGAAACCAUAGUAUUCCAAUCUGUGAGAAUCCAAUGACUAUUAGGACAGUUAAUUGUAGAGCUAAAGAUUCCAGUUCUUCAUCAGAAGAAUCACAACAAAGCAAAAAAUGCAACAUGAAAAAAGUUGGUUUGCUUUGCCUUAACGGGCACAAAUCUCAAAAGUGUAAGAACUAUGAAAUUCAAAUUAAAUGCUGCUACAGUGAUCUUUCCAUUACAACUACAUGUUCAAUGACGGAUACAACCCCAACAACAAGUAUAAUAACCACAAGCCAUUCAUCAACUACAACCAUUCCAGAAACUACAACAAGCCAUUCAACCACUGAAACAAUUCCAGAAACAGUAACAACCCAUUUGACAACAACAACUCCAACAACAAAAUCCACUUCAGAGACCACAAGUAUCACAACUACUGCGUUAACUUCUACCAACAUCCCAGAUUGUUCUUACUGUAAGUCGACUGAAUGGAUUGAUGUACACUCUCCAGAACAUGACAUAACCGGAGAUAUUGAAUCAUUUAAAAUCAUCAGGAACCAUAGUAUUCCAAUCUGUAAGAGUCCAAUGACUAUUAGGACAGUUAAUUGUAGAGCAAAAGAUUCCAGUUCUUCAUCAGAAGAAUCACAACAAAGCCAAAAAUGCAACAUGAAAAAAGUUGGUUUGCUUUGCCUUAACGGGCGCAAAUCUCAAAAGUGUAAGAACUAUGAAAUUCAAAUUAAAUGCUGCUACAGUGAUCUUUCCAUUACAACUACAUGUUCAAUGACGGAUACAACCCCAACAACAAAUAUAAUAACCACAAGCCAUUCAACAACUACAACCAUUCCAGAAACUACAACAAGCCAUUCAACCACUAAAACAAUUCCAGACACAGUAACAACCCAUUUGACAACAACAAUUCCAACAACAAAAUCCACUUCAGAGACCACAACAAGUAUUACAACUACUGCGUUAACUUCUACCAGCAUCCCAGAUUGUUCUUACUGUAAGUCGACUGAAUGGAUUGAUGUAAACUCUCCAGAACAUGACAUUACCGGAGAUAUUGAAUCAUUUGAAAACAUCAGAAACCAUAGUAUUCCAAUCUGUGAGAAUCCAAUGACUAUUAGGACAGUUAAUUGUAGAGCUAAAGAUUCCAGUUCUUCAUCAGAAGAAUCACAACAAAGCAAAAAAUGCAACAUGAAAAAAGUUGGUUUGCUUUGCCUUAACGGGCACAAAUCUCAAAAGUGUAAGAACUAUGAAAUUCAAAUUAAAUGCUGCUACAGUGAUCUUUCCAUUACAACUACAUGUUCAAUGACUGAUACAACCCCAACAACAAGUAUAAUAACCACAAGCCAUUCAACAACUACAACCAUUCCAGAAACUACAAGACAUUCAACCACAACCCAUUCAACAACUACAAUUCCAGAUACUGUUACAACCCAUUCAACAACUACAACAACAACUCCAACAACCACAACAAUUGCAGAUACAGUAACAACCCCUUCAAAAACCACAAGUCAUUCAACAACAGCAACAAUUCCAGACACAGUAACAACCUAUUCAACAACUACAAAAACCACAAGCCAUUCAACAACUAUGACAAUUCCAGACACAUUAACAACCCAUUCAAUAACUACAACCAUUCCAGAAACUACAACAAGCACUUCAACCACAACCCAUUCAAGAACUACAACAAUUCCAGACACAGUAACAACCCACUCAACAACAACAACCAUUCCAGAAACUAUAACAAGCCCUUCAACUACAACCCAUUCAACAACUACAACAAUUCCAGACACAGGAACAACCCAUUCAACAACUACAAGAACUACAACAACCACAAGCCACUCAACAACUACAACCAUUCCAGAAACUACAAUAAGCCAUUCAACCAUAACUCAUUCUACAACUACAACAAUUCCAGACACAGUAACAACCCACUCAACAACUACAACCAUUCCAGAAACUACAACAAGCCCUUCAACUACAACCCAUUCAACAUCUACAACAAUUCCAGACACAGUAACAACCCAUUCAACAACUACAACCAGUCCAGAAACUACAACAGGCCAUUCAACCACAACCCAUUCAACAACUACAACAAUUCCAGACACAGUAACAACCCAUUCAACAACUACAACCAGUCCAGGAACUACAACAAGCCAUUCAACCACAACCCAUUCAACAACUACAACAAUUCCAGACACAGUAACAACCCAUUCAACAACUACAACCAGUCCAGGAACUACAACAAGCCAUUCAACCACAACCCAUUCAACAACUACAACAAUUCCAGACACCGUAACAACCCACUCAACAACUACAACCAUUCCAGAAACUACAACAAGCCCUUCAACCACAACUCAUUCAACAACUACAACAAUUCCAGAUACAGUAACAACUCAUUCAACAACUACAACCAGUCCAAAAACUACAACAAGCCAUUCAACAACUACAACCAGUCCAGAAACUACAACAAGCCAUUCAACAACUGCAAUUCCAGACACAGCAACAACCACCACCCAUUCAACAACUACAACAAUUCCAGACACAGUAACAACCCAUUCAACAACUACAACCAGUCCAGAAACUACAACAAGCCCUUCAACCACCACCCAUUCAACAACUACAACAAUUCCAGACACAGUAAGAACCCCUUCAACAACUACAACCAGUCCAGAAUCUACAACAAGCCAUUCAACCACAACCCAUUCAACAACUACAACAAUUUCAGGAACUACAACAAGCUAUUCAACAACUACAACAAUUCCAGACACAGUAACAACCCAUUCAACAACUACAACCAGUCCAGGAACUACAACAAGCCAUUCAACCACAACCCAUUCAACAACUAAAACAAUUCCAGACACAGUAACAACCCAUUCAACAACUACAACCAGUCCAGAAACUACAACAAGCCAUUCAACCACAACCUAUUCAACAACUACAACAAUUCCAGACACAGUAACAACCCACUUAACAACUAAAACCAUUCCAGAAACUACAAUAAGCCCUUCAACCAUAACUCAUUCAACAACUACAACAAUUCCAGAUACAGUAACAACCCAUUCAACAACUACAACCAGUCCAGAAACUACAACAAGCCAUUCAACAACUACAACAAUUCCUGACACAGUAACAACCCAUUCAACAACUACAAGUCCGGAAACUAAAACAAGCCCUUCAACCACAACUCAUUCUACAACUACAACAAUUCCAGAUACAGUAACAACCCAUUCAACAACUACAACCAGUCCAGAAACUACAACAAGCCAUUCAACACCUACAACUAGUCCAGAAACUACAACAAGCCGUUCAACAACUACAACAAUUCCAGACACAGUAACAACCCAUUCAACAACUACAACAAGUCCAGAAACUACAACAAGCCAUUCAACCACAACCCAUUCAACAACUACAACAAUUCCAGACACAGUAACAACCCAUUCAACAACUACAACCAGUCCAGAAACUACAACAAUCCAUUCAACAACUAUAACCAGUCCAGAAACUACAACAAGCCAUUCAACAACUACAACAAUUCCAGACACAGCAACAACCACAACCCAUUCAACAACUACAACAAUUCCAGACACAGCAACAACCACAACCCAUUCAACAACUACAACAAUUCCAGACACAGUAACAACCCAUUCAACAACUACAACAAUUCCAGAAACUACAACAAGCCAUUCAACCACAACCUAUUCAACCACUACAACAAUUCCAGACACAGUAACAACUCUUUCAACAACUGCAACCAUUCCAGAAACUACAACAAUCCCUUCAACCACAACUCAUUCAACAACUACAACAAUUCCAGAUACAGUAACAACCCAUUCAACAACUACAACCAGUCCAGAAACUACAACAAGCCAUUCCACCACAAGCCAUUCAACAUCUACAACAAUUCCAGAAACUACAACAACUCUUUCAACAACUACAACUAUUCCAGACACAGUAACAACCCACUUAACAACUACAACCAUUCCAGAAACUACAACAAGCCAUUCAACCACAACCCAUUCAACAACUACAACAAGUCCAGACACAGAAACAACCCACUUAACAACUACAACCGGUCCAGAAACUGCAACAAGCCAUUCAACAACUACAACCAGUCCAGAAACUACAACAAGCCAUUCAACAACUACAACAAGUCCAGACACAGUAACAACCCACUUAACAACUACAACCAUUCCAGAAACUACAACAAGCCCUUCAACCACAACUUAUUCUACAACUACAACAAUUCCAGAUACAGUAACAAGCCAUUCAACAACUACAACCAGUCCAGAAACUACAACAAGCCAUUCAACAACUACAACAAUUCCAGACACAGUAACAACCCAUUCAACAACUACAACAAUUCCAGACACAGUAACAACCCACUUAACAACUACAACCAGUCCAGAAACUACAACAAGCCAGUCAACAACUAUAACCAGUCCAGAAACUACAACAAGCCAUUCAACAACUACAACAAUUCCAGACACAGUAACAACCCAUUCAACAACUACAACAAGUCCAGAAACUAUAACAAGCCAUUCAACCACAACCCAUUCAACAACUACAACAAUUCCAGACACAGUAACAACCCAUUCAACAACUACAACCAGUCCAGAAACUACAACAGGCCAUUCAACAACUACAACCAGUCUAGAAACUACAACAAGCCUAUCAACAACUACAACAAUUCCAGACACAGCAAUAACCACAACCCAUUCAACAACUACAACAAUUCCAGACACAGUAACAACCCAUUCAACAACUACAACAAGUCCAGAAACUACAACAAGCCAUUCAACCACAACCCAUGCAACCACUACAACAAUUCCAGACACAGUAACAACCAUUUCAACAACUACAACCAUUCCAGAAACUACAACAAGCCCUUCAACCACAACUCAUUCAACAACUACAACAAUUCCAGAUACAGUAACAACCCAUUCAACAACUACAAUCAGUUCAGAAACUACAACAAUCCAUUCCACCACAACCCAUUCAACAUCUACAACAAUUCCAGACACAGUAACAACCCAUUCAACAACAACAACCAGUCCAGAAACUACAACAAGCCAUUCAACCACAACCCAAUCAACAACUACAACAAUUCCAGACACAGUAACUACCCACUCAACAACUACAACUGGUCCAGAAACUACAACAAGCCAUUCAACUACAUCUCAUUCAACAACUACAACAAUUCCAGACACUGUAACUACCCAUUCAACAACUACAACCAGUCCAGAAACUACAACAAGCUAUUCAACCACAACUCAUUCAACAACUACAACAAUUCCAGAUACAGUAACAACCCAAUCAACAACUACAACCAGUCCAGAAACUACAACAAGCUAUUCAACCACAACUCAUUCAACAACUACAACAAUUCCAGACACAGUAACAACCCUUUCAACAACCAAAACCAUUCCAGAAACUACAACAAUUCCUUCAACCACAACUCAUUCAACAACUACAACAAUUCCAGACACCGUAACAACCCAUUCAACAAGUACUACAACUCCAACAACCACCACAACCCUUUCAACAACUACUACAACGCCAACAAUAAUAAGUCAUUCAACAACUCCAACAACAAGUUCAACAACCACCUCAACUACAUCCACAACAUUUACAACUUCCACCUAUGUCACUAUUACUUCGACAUCUGGAACAACUACUUCCACAGUACCUACUACAUCAUUUGCUACAUCAUCCACGUCAUCUACACCUAGUACAACCACCUUAUCUACAACAAUCUCAACCACAAGCAAAGAAACAACUGCAUCUGAACCCACCACCUCAUCUACUCUAUCAUCAUCACCUCCAACUACUUCAUUUUCAACCAUUACCACAUCAACAAGAUGUUUUUGCCAAGUUGAGACCACCUUAUAUUCUAGUGGUGAGCGUCUUUAUACAAUUAUGGACAAGGCUGGUUGCGAAUAUUACGCAUUAUGUAAUGAUACCUGCAAACCACAAAGAUAUGUUGAUUGCACACCUAGAACCAGCACAACCUCUUCAACUGGAUCAACAACUGCAGGUCCGACACCAACUACAACUUGUUUAAUGUGGAAGCCAACUGAAUCAUACCCUCCAUUUUCAGACUCAAAAUCAUCAACUAUUUCAUCAAAUAAAGAAUCAUCUUCAACUAUAUCACCUUCUCCACAUGAUAGAAUUGCAUCAAGCUACCCCACACCUGAUACAGGUAUUUCAUUUUCAACACCUGGAUCAAGUGACAUACACUCCACAAAAUUAACAAGUUCUCCACCAUUUAAAGUAUCCGCCACUCCUGAUUCAAGAGAAAGUCACACUACCAGGGUGUCAACUCCUCCACCUGAUAGAUUAGUCUCAAUACCAAGCUCUGAAUUAUCUACACCUGGAUCAAGUGACAUACACUCCACAAAAGUGACAACUUUUGAACCAUCUGAAGUAUCUGCCACUCCUGAUUCAAUAGAAAUUCAUUCUACCAGGGUGUCAACUCCUCCACCUGAUAGAUUAGUCUCAAUAUCAAGCUCUGAAUCAUCUACACCUGGAUCAAGUGACAUACACUCUACAAAAGUGACAACUUCCCCACCAUCUGAAGUAUCCGCCACUCCUGAUUCAAGAGAAAGUCACACUUCCAGGGUGUCAACUCCUCCACCUGAUAGAUCAGUCUCAAUACCAAGCUCUGAAUCAUCUACACCUGGAUCAAGUGACAUACACUCUACAAAAGUGACAACUUCCCCACCAUCUGAAGUAUCCGCCACUCCUGAUUCAAGAGAAAGUCACACUACCAGGGUGUCAACUCCUCCACCUGAUAGAUUAGUCUCAAUACCAAGCUCUGAAUCAUCUACACCUGGAUCAAGUGAUAUACACUCUACAAAAGUGACAACUUCCCCACCAUCUGAAGUAUCCGCCACUCCUGAUUCAAGAGAAAGUCACACUACCAGGGUGUCAACUCCUCCACCUGAUAGAUCAGUCUCAAUUCCAAGCUCUGAAUCAUCUACACCUGGAUCAAGUGACAUACACUCUACAAAAGUGAUAACUUCCCCACCAUCUGAAGUAUCUGCCACUCCUGAUUCAAGAGAAAGUCACACUACCAGGGUGUCAACUCCUCCACCUGAUAUAUUAGUCUCAAUACCAAGCUCUGAAUCAUCUACACCUGGAUCAAGUGACAUACACUCCACAAAAGUGACAACUUCCCCACCAUCUGAAGUAUCCGCCACUCCUGAUUCAAGAGAAAGUCACACUACCAGGGUGUCAACUCCUCCACCUGAUAGAUCAGUCUCAAUUCCAAGCUCUGAAUCAUCUACACCUGGAUCAAGUGACAUACACUCUACAAAAGUGAUAAGUUCCCCACCAUCUGAAGUAUCUGCCACUCCUGAUUCAAGAGAAAGUCACACUACCAGGGUGUCAACUCCUCCACCUGAUAGAUUAGUCUCAAUACCAAGCUCUGAAUCAUCUACACCUGGAUCAAGUGACAUACACUCCACAAAAGUGUCAACUUCCCCACCAUCUGAAGUAUCCGCCACUCCUGAUUCAAGAGAAAGUCACACUACCAGGGUGUCAACUCCUCCACCUGAUAGAUUAGUCUCAAUACCAAGCUCUGAAUCAUCUACACCUGGAUCAAGUGACAUACACUCUACAAAAGUGACAACUUCCCCACCAUCUGAAGUAUCCGCCACUCCUGAUUCAAGAGAAAGUCACACUACCAGGGUGUCAACUCCUCCACCUGAUAGAUUAGUCUCAAUACCAAGCUCUGAAUCAUCUACCCCUGGAUCAAGUGGCAUACACUCUACAAAAGUGACAACUUCCCCACCAUCUGAAGUAUCCGCCACUCCUGAUUCAAAAGAAAGUCACACUACCAGGGUGUCAACUCCUCCACCUGAUAGAUCAGUCUCAAUACCAAGCUCUGAAUCAUCUACACCUGGAUCAAGUGACAUACACUCCACAAAAGUGACAACUUCCCCACCAUCUGAAAUAUCUGCCACUCCUGAUUCAAGAGAAAUUCACUCCACCAGGAUGUCAACUCCUCCACCUGAUAGAUUAGUCUCAAUACCAAGCUCUGAAUCAUCAACACCUGGAUCAAGUGACAUACACUCCACAAAAGUGACAACUUCCCCACCAUCUGAAGUAUCCGCCACUCCUGAUUCAAGAGAAAGUCACACUUCCAGGGUGUCAACUCCUCCACCUGAUAGAUCAGUCUCAAUCCCAAACUCUGAAUCAUCUACACCUGGAUCAAGUGACAUACACUCCACAAAAGUGACAACUUCCCCACCAUCUGAAAUAUCUGCCACUCCUGAUUCAAGAGAAAUUCACUCCACCAGGGUGUCAACUCCUCCACCUGAUAGAUUAGUCUCAAUACCAAGCUCUGAAUCAUCUACACCUGGAUCAAGUGACAUACACUCCACAAAAGUGAUAACUUCUCCACCAUCUGAAGUAUCCACCACUCCUGGUUCAAGUGAAAUACAUUCAACCAAAUUAGCAACUUUUACACCUAUUCCAGUUCCCAGGAGUACACCAAACGAAUGUCAGUGUUUUAUGCCGGACUGCUCAACUGGCUUCCGCGUGGCUGCUGUGAAAUCAAGAAUGAACUCUUGUCCUAAUGUUACAUGCGUACCUGAUGCUGUCUGUGUUCAUGGAACUGAAGUAUAUCAGGUUGGAUCAAAUAUCCCACAAUCUGCAGAUUCUUGUCAGACAUGUGAAUGCUCUCAUGAAAUGGACACAAGAUCUCAAUUCUAUAUAGUAAAGUGCCAGCCAGUUGUAUGUGACAAGACCUGUAAACAAGGUUACGAAUACAAAAUGAAAGCAGGACAGUGCUGUGGAGAGUGUGUGCCUAUCCAGUUAAAAUGUACCAUGAUGGUAAAUUUUGAUGCAAAUAUAAACACCGGAGAAACAGGAACUAAUGGAAACCCAGGAGAUGCAGGAGCCACAGGAAACAAUGGAGAUUCAGGAGUCACAGGAAACAAUGGAGGUUCAGGAGUCACAGGAAACAAUGGAGGUUCAGGAGUCACAGGAAACAAUGAAGGUUCAGGAGUCACAGGAAACAAUGGAGGUUCAGGAGUCACAGGAAACAAUGGAGGUUCAGGAGUUACAGGAAACAAUGGAGGUUCGGGAGUCACAGGAAACAAUGGAGGUUCAGGAGACACAGGAAACAAUGGAGGUUUUGGAGUCACAGGAAACAAUGGAGGUUCAGGAGUUACAGGAAACAAUGGAGGUUCGGGAGUCACAGGAAACAAUGGAGGUUCAGGAGUCACAGGAAACAAUGGAGGUUCAGGAGACACAGGAAGCAAUGGAGGUUCAGGAGGAAUAGGAGUCUCAGGAGACACAGGAAGCUCAGGGAGUACAGACAACACUGGAAAUUCAAGAGGGACAGGAAACACAGAAAAUAAUGGAAGCACAGGAGGCAAAGAUACAAGAAAUGCAAUAAUAGACUUACAGAUUGGUGAAAAAUACCAUGUACCUAAUAACACUUGUGCUUAUUAUGAGUGCAGAGAAGUAAAUGGUGUUGCCAUUCUCACAAAGGUGGAGAAAGUUUGCCAGCCACUGGAUAUCUCCAUAUGUGACAUGAGUACUCUCACAUAUGAUGCAGACAAUUGCUGUAGGACAUGCACGCCUAAAACACAGCUCAUAGUAACACCACCUCCAGAGAUCAUAGAAGACUGCAGUGUACGUAAGAAUGUCACAGUCCUGGAACAAGAUGACUGCAUACUGGAGGUAGAACUGUCUUACUGUGGAGGACCCUGCAUGGGAUCUUCAAUGUAUUCAAUGGCAUCCAAUAGUUUGGAUCAGAAAUGCUCCUGCUGCAAAGAGAUGGAGUUUGUAACAAAGAAUGUGCAACUGCUAUGUGCUAAAGGAAGACGCCAGAACUACAGCUACGUUGAUGUGUUGAGUUGUGGCUGUGCUGGAGCAGUUUGCGUUCCUCAGAAUUAAGCCAACAAUCCAUAGAAAAGUCAGCAGACACAAAUUAAAUACUCUGCAGGUUAAGAUGUUCUUCAAAGCAGAGAAAGCAGGGACUGAAACAUAGAAACAUUUUGUAAAGCCCACAUAAUCUAUACCUCUCUAUUCUUUGUGAUUUUAGAACAUUAGCAAGUUUCAAUUGUUCUGGGGAUUUGUAAUGAAGUACACGCUCAUAAAUAAACUUUCAAUGCAAA
Messenger RNA from Xenopus laevis (African clawed frog), 11459 nucleotides. RefSeq names its product mucin-2-like. The coding region runs from base 1 to 11238 and encodes 3745 amino acids. The transcript is spliced from 15 exons. Lineage: Eukaryota; Metazoa; Chordata; Amphibia; Anura; Pipidae. The record is from RefSeq and is a predicted model, not a curated record.